CACGUUCUGGAAAGUUGACGAGCCUUCCAUGAUCUUUUUUUUUUUUUUUUGCAUUAAGUUGGUCCGGCCUACUUUCUAGUAGUUCACGCCACACAUAAGGACCGAGUCGGUGCCUUUUCUGCUCCACUGUGUUUGUGUUUUAGUGAGUUUUUGGUGUACAUGUUCCGGUUUUUUGCAUUUUUAACGGGAGUGUGGAAAAGGAGGCCGUUGUGGAGCCAAGCUAGCUAAACAUCGACAUAAACAACAAACAGCAAAAGGGGGCAGGGCAGUUUAACAGGUCAGUGUCGUUUACAGUUAUUAGCCUGAGUGCCUCCCAUCACACCAACGCCUGGAUGGGUUGCAGUGCCAAAAAAAGGAGGUUAAUGGCUGAGACCGAGGUGGACUUUUCAGAGACUAUGUGUCCUGCAUCGUCUGCUCAGCAAGUUGGCCUUUGUAGUCCACAGCCCUGCUCAGCAUCUCAGAACUUCACUUUACCACAGCCCUCCUCUUCACCUCCUCGAACGGAGACGGAGAGCUCCUGCAUGGAGAUAGAAUCAGCUCAGAGGAGACUACAGGAGAUCGAAGACAGGUAUGGAUCAGCACUCAAAACUGCUGGACUCCAAACUUCAAACGUUUGCAACAAGCCACCUGGGAACUUAAGAAUAACACUUGAAGAUGAUGAUGAUGAAGAUCUUGAUGUAGAGCCCACUCAAAGACGACCAGUGCUGGUGAUCUCGGACAGUUUGAAGGAAGGUCUGCAGUGUGGCAUCAGUGACAUCCUCCCCCAAACCGUGGCCCUGUCAGUGACUCAUUCAGGUAUGGAGUUGGUGCUGUGGCGUCCUCCAGAAGAUCCCUUCUGUCAGAGGCUGAAGAACUCGUUACAGAAACAGCGAAAACAACAGAUCGCGUCCAGACAACCUCCUACUCCAUGUCCUUCUCCCUCCCUCAGCCCCCCGAGCCCACCUGCAGACACAAGCUGCUCCCCCCUGUACAGUUUCCCUGUUCUCAGUGCUGCAGAGGAGGAAAUGGAACUCUAGUGGUGAGCUCUAAUUUCACGAGCUCUACCAGAAGGGUGGAUGACUGGUCAGACUGGCCUGUUGGGUCAGGAAUGUUGGCCUUGUGUGAAGCUGUUUUUGUUCAUCCUGUUCAUUCAUUCAUCAGUUAGUCUCCAGACUGGUGCGUGUGAACGUCUGGGCCACUCGUGAUGGAUGAGAAUACGGCGUACAUCUACGCUGGUCAUCAGUGAGCAAAACGAAUCAAAACUCUCUCCUCACAGCAUGAAUUCCUGUUUUCAGUCGGCUGAUACCUCCUGCUGCCGGUGAGGAGUUUGUAAAAGACUCAAACAUUAUUUUUUCUAUUAUUAUUAUUAUUUGCUUGUAUUUUUAUAUGUUCUUAACCAGAACUGCAAUGAGCCAUAGUGUAAUUACAUUUUCUUUUUUCAAUAAAACGUAUUGUUCAUGCAGA
Molecule: messenger RNA, 1443 nt
Organism: Nothobranchius furzeri (turquoise killifish)
Lineage: Eukaryota; Metazoa; Chordata; Actinopteri; Cyprinodontiformes; Nothobranchiidae
Source: RefSeq, a predicted model, not a curated record